Danio aesculapii is the source of this 3333-nucleotide messenger RNA. RefSeq names its product ELAV like RNA binding protein 1a (gene elavl1a). The record is from RefSeq and is a predicted model, not a curated record. Gene Ontology annotation, molecular function: RNA binding. NCBI's taxonomy places the organism in Eukaryota, Metazoa, Chordata, Actinopteri, Cypriniformes, Danionidae. The transcript is spliced from 7 exons. Gene Ontology annotation, cellular component: ribonucleoprotein complex. The coding region runs from base 116 to 1138 and encodes 340 amino acids.
GUGUCACAAGAGCGCAGCGCCAAAAAGCCACGUUCCGCUAACGCUCCGCGUGCGUUCAUUCAUCUGCAGAUUCGGAGAGACGUUGAAGUCGAGUCGGGAUCUGUGACGGCUCUACAUGGCAGUCAGAAGGGGACACGUUAGAUACUUAAAAGAGGUGUACGACAUGUCGAACGGUUACGAAGACCACAUGGCCGAUGAGCUCAUUGACUCCAAAACCAACCUUAUCGUCAACUACCUGCCUCAGAAUAUGAGCCAGGAUGAGCUGCGGAGUCUCUUCAGCAGCAUUGGGGAGGUGGAGUCUGCUAAACUUAUUCGAGACAAAGUAGCAGGCCACAGUUUAGGGUACGGAUUUGUUAACUAUCUUAACCCUAAUGAUGCAGAAAGAGCAAUCAGUACUCUCAAUGGACUGAGACUACAGUCUAAAACUAUCAAGGUGUCCUAUGCCAGGCCAAGCUCUGACUCCAUCAAGGAUGCUAAUCUUUACAUCAGUGGGCUGCCUAAAACAAUGACACAGAAGGAUGUUGAAGAAAUGUUCGGACGUUAUGGUCGAAUAAUCAACUCCCGUGUUCUUGUUGAUCAGGCAUCAGGGCUCUCUCGUGGUGUGGCUUUCAUUCGAUUUGACAAAAAGGCAGAGGCAGAGGAUGCAAUCAAGGACUUGAAUGGGCAGAAACCACCAGGCGCUGCUGAGCAGAUGACUGUGAAGUUUGCAGCCAGUCCCAACCAAGUGAAAAACACACAAGUUAUUCCCCAGGUGUAUCACCAACAGUCUCGCCGCUUUGGAGGACCCGUCCACCACCAGGCCCAGAGAUUCAGGUUCUCUCCGAUGAGCGUGGACCACAUGAGCGGCAUGUCUGGUGUAAACGUACCUGGAAACUCCUCAUCAGGCUGGUGCAUCUUCAUCUACAACCUGGGCCAGGACGCAGAUGAGGGCAUUCUGUGGCAGAUGUUCGGGCCUUUCGGCGCAGUCACAAACGUCAAAGUGAUCCGCGACUUCAACACCAACAAGUGCAAAGGAUUUGGGUUUGUUACCAUGACACACUACGAAGAGGCCGCCAUGGCUAUUGCCAGUCUCAACGGCUACCGUCUCGGGGACAAGAUUUUACAAGUGUCAUUCAAAACAAGCAAGUCGCACAAGUAGAAAGCAGGGUUUGCCUGCAAAAUGAAGGAGAGGGAGGGGGGUUUCUGCGAUGCCAGAGAAAUUGGCAGUUUUGAAAAACUAUUAUUUUAGUGUAUAAUCAAGUCUUUGCAAAUGUUCACGUUUUCUCAGUCUCGUUUAGACAUCUGUUUGACAGGUUAUUUUUGUUUCUUUUAAGAUUCAAGCUGUUGGAUGCUUCAAAUGCAAGUGUUUUAGGUGUUCUGGUUCAUCCCAAUAUUUGACCAAUUUCGCAUUUGAUACAAAUUUGUCUCCGAUGUUAGCCUGAUAUUGUUGCUACGUGCCAUAUAUGUGGCCAGAUGCCUCGUUCGCCAGAUGCUGGAUUUAAAAUUGAGAUCUUAACUUUUUAAAUGUUUCGUCAGUAUCCACAUCCUACAUUGUUCUUCAGUAUUUACAAUGCCUUAAUUUGAUGACGGUUGUCCUCUUUGCUCUCAAUAAUGUAGCACUUUUUGGUUUGGCAAGAAACAGCAGCAGAUCAUUCGUUCAUUGCAAUCGGAGUUUUAAAUCCAGCAUGCUGAGUGUUUCACAGAAAAGAGGCAGUGGCAAAGGAAGCCGAGUGUCUAUGAAUUGCCUGUGUUCAGUGAGGGGAAAAGUCUUUAACUUGUUAAUUGUUUGUAAGGGACCCUCUGAAAAGACUGAUAUCUUAGAAGGACCAAAGACAUGAAUAGAAAGUUUAGUUUCUCCCCGGCAGAGGUGCAGCUUGCACAUCUCUGAGCAUAUUCCAAAAAUAUAUUUGGACAUCUAAAUACUAGGUACUGAGUAUUUAUGUAAAAAUGUUAUUACAUUUGAGCAUCAGCAUCUUCUGUUUAUGGUUUGCCUUUUUUUUGUUUUUUUUUCUCUAGACUAAAACAUACUUUGAGUUUAGUUUGGUUCUUUGAAAAUAGAUAUACAGUACUAAUGCGUAUGCUUUUUAAGACUGCCUUGUGAUUUAAUUUUGUGUUUUGUUCUAUUAGUUUUUCUUUCUUUUUGUUAAUUUUGCUUUUGUCUUUCCUUUUGAACCCUUUCUUUUUGUUUCACAUGGCAUUUACAAUCAUUAAAUUUUAUUUCGUUUUGCUCAACCUUUUUGUUUCUUUCUUUUCUUUUAAUUGGUUCUUUAAUUUCUCCAUUUCUACACAGCACAUUUUCACACUUCCAGAGUUUUUACUCAAGGAUCUCAUUUAAAAAUACACCAUAUAUCAUGAGUAGAAGACCAUAAGCGUUUGUUAUUUUCAGGCAUUGGACCAAAUUGUAAAUGUAUAACUUUAGCUAUAUGACAACGGUUGAUUUGAUUUGGCCAAUGGACUGCUUGCUAUUUAUUCGUAAUAUUUUCCAGAGGCGUUCAUCCCCUCGAUUGAGCAGUGGUGGAUGAAACAGGAAUACAGGUUCACAUCAUGUAUGAAAUUCACAAUCUUACAGUUGUACAGUCGUGUUCCCCCUGAGGUCUUCCAAAAUCCUGAGUAGUUUCUGUAGUAAGACACCCCACAUCAAUUUCCCAGGAUGCCUCUUAUGUCCGAAUGAUCAUUUUCAGCACAGACAGUUCUUAUGCUCCUGCUACAAGACUUAAGGUUGGUAUUGUGUGUAUGUGUGCGUAUAUUUAUAUUAUCAGUGACUGACAUUAAUCCUAAUUGUCUGUUUUUGUACAGUGAUGCACUAUAUACAUAUAUAUAUAUAUAUUAUCUCGUCACGUUUGUAAUAAGCAGCCGUUUACUAUACUCUGAUCAACCGGCAUCAUCUGUUACUUAAUGGUUUAUGCAAACCUAUUAGCAGCUUUACAGACACUGUUGGUUACACCACAUUGAUAUUAAACACUUUUAACCUUGGCAUUCUCUUGUGCACAUUUUGGCAUAUGUGCAAUAUUGAAUAGUGAUUACACGUAGUAAAUAUGGCAAUCCUUUUCCCUUUGCAACUUUUUAAUGUCUGAAAGGUUAAAUCGGCCAAUGUUUAAGAGGUGCCAGCUGUAAGAAAUAUCAGGUAGGAUUUACUGGAUGGUUGCUCGUUUUAAGCCUUAAUUUAUGUAGGAAAAGAUGGAAGAGUUCUGAAUGGUUGGAAUAUUUAUUUAGCAUCUCGUGUAUGGUUCUAUGUGUUGAUAUUGAGUGUCUUUAUUUUUUAAGUAAAUACUUUUUGGAUUCUACAGUGAACAUCUGUCAUGAGCUGCUGUCUAACAUGUAGUUGUGAAAUAAAACAAUGGGCAUCAUCGCAAA